AUGUUGCGACAAGUACUGCACGAAGGGCUCAAGACAUCUUUUCACAAGCUGGGCCACUUUGUUGCAAACCAUCCGGUAUUCUUCGCGUCUGCGCCCAUGCUUAUCUCUAUUUUGCUCGGGGCAAGCUUCAGUAGGUACCGCAUAGAGGAAAACGUGGAGUACCUGUUGGCCCCUAAACACAGUUUAGCGAAGAUAGAGGGUAAUUUGGUAGACAGUCUGUUUCCCGUAAACAGAUCGAAGCACACCUUGUAUUCGGACCUUCAGACUCCAGGCAGAUACGGCCGUGUUAUCAUUACCUCUCGCAGAGGGAGCGUUCUGGAUCCUCGUCAUAUUGACCUAGUCUUGAAGCUUCACAAUACCAUCACUCAGAUCCAAGUGCCCAUGUUAGGCUUCAAUUACACCUUCGCCCAUCUCUGUCUCCUCGAUGACAACAAGAGCUGCAUUGUUGAUGACAUCUUGCGGGCUCUAGAGGAAAUCCGCUCCGCACGGGCUUCCAACCGCACCGUCCCGCCCCUGCGCUACCCCAUCACGCGCUUGCGGGACGGACGCGAGGCCUACAUCGGGCACCAGUUGGGCGGAGUCCAGGCAGUGGGCGGGGGACGCGACGGUGUACGGUCUGCCCGCGCCCUCCAGCUCACCUACUACCUGCAGGCGGUCAGUCCGCUAAACGAGAUGGUGGCAGCUCGUUGGGAGCUCCAGUUCUGCCGGGAGCUGGAACGUUUUGAGGAGGCUCAUCCGGAGCUCAGCCUAUACCCUUUCACCUCCUCUUCGCUGCAAAGAGACUUCCAGAGAACAAGUCGCGUAUCAGGGAGGCCUCUGCUCUUCAGUCUGGCCGUCUGUCUCUCUCUGGCAGUGCUUUGCUGUUCCAUGAGGGACUGUGUGCGCACCAAGCCGUGGUUGGGCCUUCUAGCCUUGGUCACUGUCAGUCUUGCUACCCUCACUUCCGCCGGCAUCUUCAACCUCACUGGGAGCAAGUACAACUCCACCUACCUAGGCAUUCCUUUCGUCAUGCUGGGUCAUGGUUUGUUUGGCACGUUUGAAAUGCUGUCGUCAUGGCGACGGACACGGGAAGACCAGCAUGUGAAGGAGCGUGUGGCUGCCGUGUUUUCUGACUGUAUGUUACCCUUCACAGCCAGCACUGCCCUGCACCUGGUCACCUUUGGCAUCGGCGCCAGCCCUUUCACCAACAUAGAAGCAGUACGCCUGUUCUGCAGGAAUGCCUGUCUCUCUGUGCUCUUCAACUACCUCUACAUCCUCACCUUCUACGGCUCUAACCUGGUAUUCGCUGGCUACCUGGAGAACAACUAUCGGCAUAGUCUUUUCUGUCGCCGUGUACCCAAACCAGAACUGCUACAGCAGAAGCCAGCAUGGUACCGUUUCCUUAUGUAUACGCAGUACAAUGAGGAGGCCUCGGAUCCUGGUGACCUGCACGCCUACGAGAGCCACCUGCUGGUGGCCUUUAUGAAGCGCUACUACUGCGAUUGGAUCACCAACACCUACGUCAAACCCUUCGUGGUGCUCUUCUAUCUGGUCUACAUCUCCUUUGCCCUUAUGGGGUACCUGCAGGUGAGCGAGGGCUCCGACCUCAGCAAUGUGGUGGCUACGGAGACCAGCACCAUCGCUUACACGCGGGCUCAGCAACGUUACUUCAGCAGCUACAGCCCGGUCAUUGGUUUCUACAUCUACGAAUCCAUUGAAUACUGGAAUGCAAGCGUGCAGGAGGAUCUUUUGGAGUAUACCAAGGGUUUUGAACGUAUCUCUUGGUUCGAGAGUUACCUGAACUAUCUGCAUGGGCUGAACAUUAGCACCAAUCUGUCGCGCAGCAAUUUCACUGAACGCCUGCGUUCUGGCUUCUUACGCCAACCUCGUUAUUUACACUUCUCUGACGAUAUCAUCUUCGCCAAGCGUGCCGAUGGCGAAUUCGAUGUGGUGGCUUCACGUAUGUUCCUAGUGGCCAAAACCACAGAGAAUAAGCGGGAGGAGAUGUCCAUCUUGUUGGACACAUUGCGGAAAUUGUCACUGACCUCCAGGGUGAAGUUUAUCAUCUUCAACCCAUCUUUUGUGUACAUGGACCGUUACGCUUCCUCGGUUGGAGCUCCUCUCAAGAACUCUUGCAUUGCUGCGCUCUUCAUGCUCUUCUUCUCCACCUUCCUCGCAGCAGAUCCACUGGUGAAUGCCUGGUUGACGGUGACGGUGGCUUCGGUGGAGUUUGGGGUGGUCGGUUUCAUGACUCUGUGGCAGGUUGAACUUGACUGUGUCUCUGUAUUGUGUCUUAUCUAUGGCGUGAACUAUGCGGUGGACUCCAGCGCCCCACUGGUAUCGGCUUUUGCCCUGGGCCGGGAGUCCACACGCACACGUUGGGUAAAGCUGGCAUUGGAGCGUCACGGUGUACCUGCCCUGCAGAGCUACCUGUGCUACGGCGCCGCUCUGUUGCCCCUGGCCGCCGUACCCUCUAACCUGACCCGCACACUAUUCAGGUGUCUCUUCCUGACUGCACUAAUCACUGCCUUCCACUGUCUGGCAAUUCUACCUGUUCUCCUCACCUUUCUCCCACCCUCAAAGAGAAAGAGGAGAGAGAGGAAGCAUGCUGCAGAGCACCGGGAAGAGAUUGAGUGUGUGGAGAUGGUGGACAGCACUCGUGUGGUCGACCAGAUUACCACAGUCUGA
Messenger RNA from Chanos chanos (milkfish), 2667 nucleotides. It is a transcript of the gene ptchd1, whose product is annotated as patched domain containing 1. The record is from RefSeq and is a predicted model, not a curated record. The transcript has 3 exons. Gene Ontology annotation, biological process: cognition; chemical synaptic transmission. Lineage: Eukaryota; Metazoa; Chordata; Actinopteri; Gonorynchiformes; Chanidae. Gene Ontology annotation, cellular component: plasma membrane; synapse. Bases 1 to 2667 code for a protein of 888 amino acids.